Molecule: messenger RNA, 1911 nt
Organism: Boeremia exigua
Lineage: Eukaryota; Fungi; Ascomycota; Dothideomycetes; Pleosporales; Didymellaceae
Product: t-complex protein-like protein 1
Exons: 6
Coding region: 126-1721 (531 amino acids)
Biological process (GO): protein folding
Cellular component (GO): chaperonin-containing T-complex
Molecular function (GO): ATP binding; ATP-dependent protein folding chaperone; ATP hydrolysis activity
Source: RefSeq, a predicted model, not a curated record
GGUCGGGGGACUUGGCAUCGACUCCGCGCGCCGCGUGGAAAUUAUUCGAAGUUUGGAAUACAGCACAACGCGCCUUCACCCACGAUACCCCUCUUUUUGUCUUUGUUUACCGCAUACAACACAAGAUGGCCGCUCAGAUCGCAAACGGUGGCAGCGGAAAUGCCGCUUUCAAGGACAAGGAGAAGCCCAGAGCUGUUCGCAGCGCCAACAUCAUUGCUGCACGAGCUGUGGCUGAUGCGAUCCGAACUUCCUUGGGACCAAAGGGUAUGGACAAGAUGAUCCAAACCGGCAAGGGUGAAACCAUCAUCACCAACGACGGCGCCACUAUGCUCAGCCAGAUGAGCGUUCUCCACCCCUCAGCGAAGAUGCUCGUCGACCUCGCACACGCCCAAGACAUUGAAGCUGGAGAUGGAACAACAUCAGUCAUCGUCAUUGCUGGAAGUCUGUUGGGCGCAGCCGAGCGCCUACUGUCAAAAGGCAUCCACCCCACCGUCAUUUCAGAGGCUUUCCAGCGUGCAGCACGCGAGGCGAUACAGAUCUUGACAGACAUGUCAAUCCCUAUCUCCCUGACCGACAGACCGACACUUCUUAAGACCGCGACUACUGCGCUGUCGUCCAAGAUCGUCGCACAGGAACCUAAGCUGCCCAUCAUGGCAGUCGAUUCGGUCCUGAAGGUCAUUGACCCCAAGACCGCCAACAAUGUCGACCUAAAGAACAUCAGGAUGAUCAAGAAGCAGGGUGGAACCAUCGAGGACAGUGAGAUGAUCGACGGCUUGGUGCUCAACCAGCCUGUAGUGAAGAGCGCUGGUGGACCCACAAUCAAGGAGAAGGCACGGAUAGGUCUCAUUCAGUUCCAGCUGAGCCCUCCCAAGCCGGAUAUGGAGAACCAGAUUGUCGUCAACGAUUACAGGCAGAUGGACAAGAUCCUCAAGGAGGAGCGAACAUACUUGCUCAACAUGGUCAAGAAGAUCCAGAAAGCGAAGUGCAACGUUCUCUUCAUCCAGAAGUCGAUCCUGCGCGAUGCUGUGAACGACCUUAGCUUGCACUUCUUGUCCAAGCUGAAGAUCAUGGUUAUCAAGGACAUCGAGCGUGAUGAGAUCGAGUUCAUCUGUAAGAGCACAGGUUGCAAGCCGAUUGCGGAUGUCGAUUCUUUCACCGAAGACAAGCUUGGCUCUGCAGAUCUCGUGGAGGAGGUCCAGGCAUCAGGCGCACGCUAUGUAAAGGUUUCCGGCGUUAAGUCGGCAGUAUCGACCGUUUCUAUCGUCUGCCGGGGAGCCAACACGCUUAUCCUGGAUGAGACUGAGCGCUCGCUGCACGACGCUCACUGUGCUAUCCGCUCACUGGUCAAGAAGAAGGCUCUUCUCGCUGGUGGUGGCGCACCGGAAAUCGAGAUCGCACACCAGCUUUCCCUCCGCGCCCGCGAGUUGUCUGGCACAGAAGCAAUCUGCUGGAAGGCUUUCGCCGACGCUAUGGAGGUCAUUCCCACAACUUUGGCUGAGAACGCCGGUCUGAACAGCAUCAAGGUCGUCACAGAGCUGAGACAUAGGCACGCACAGGAUCAGAAGAAUGCCGGUAUCAGCAUCAAGAGUGGAGGGGUGAAGAACGACAUCGCAGAAGAGAAUGUCCUCCAGCCCCUGCUCGUCAGCACAAGUGCGAUCGAGCUAGCGGCGGAGACAGUGAAGAUGAUCCUCCGGAUUGAUGACAUUGCUCUGUCGAGGUAAAGGUUAAUCUAUCCCGUGGAUAGAUGUGCACGAAUCACAAUGUCGGUUCAAGUAAGGCACUCUUGUUGAACUAGCAACGAGCAGUCGAAACCAACCAUGAGUAAUGAAAAAGCCAUUGAAGCAAACUUUGUGCACCCAUUUCAAGUCCACAAAUCAAUUGAGACUGAGGUCUGCUGCAGAUGAAUGUGUA